Molecule: messenger RNA, 4438 nt
Organism: Onychostoma macrolepis
Lineage: Eukaryota; Metazoa; Chordata; Actinopteri; Cypriniformes; Cyprinidae
Product: acidic mammalian chitinase-like
Exons: 19
Coding region: 79-2610 (843 amino acids)
Biological process (GO): carbohydrate metabolic process; chitin catabolic process
Cellular component (GO): extracellular region
Molecular function (GO): chitin binding; chitinase activity
Source: RefSeq, a predicted model, not a curated record
GGGUUAUAUAAACAGUAACUUCUGUCUUUCAUACAGCAGUAGCAGACAGAGUUUCUUGACUGAUACAACCAUCGCAUUAUGAGGACCAAAUUAAUUUUUCUAGCUGGCUUUUCCCUGGCAUUGUGUCACUUUGGAGGGGCCUCCCAGCUUGCAUGCUACUUCACAAACUGGUCUCAGUACAGACCUGAUGUUGGCAAGUUCAUGCCAGAAAAUGUGGAUCCACGUCUGUGCACUCAUUUAAUUUAUGCUUUUUCCAUUAUUAAUAAGGCAAAUGAGUUGACCACUUUUGAAUGGAAUGAUGAAACUCUCUACAAAUCUUUCAAUGGACUAAAGGAAAAAAAUCCCAGCUUGAAAACUCUCUUGGCUGUCGGAGGAUGGAACUUUGGCACAGAACAGUUUAGUAUUGUGGUGUCCACAUCAGCAAACAGGCGGACGUUUAUUCAGUCCUCCAUCACAUUUCUGAGGAGACAUGGUUUUGAUGGUCUGGAUCUGGACUGGGAGUAUCCGGGUUCCCGUGGAAGUCCUCCAGAAGACAAGCAAAGGUUCACUCUGCUCUGUAAGGAGCUCUUGGAAGCUUUCGAGGCAGAGAGUGCUGCCACUGGACGCCCCAGACUCAUGCUCACUGCUGCAGUGGCUGCUGGGAAAGGAACCAUUGAUGCUGGUUAUGAAAUUGCAGAAAUCGCCAAGUAUUUGGACUUCAUUAAUGUGAUGACCUAUAACUUCCACGGCUCAUGGGAAAGUGUCACCGGGCACAACAGUCCUCUGUACCGUGGCUCUAGAGACACAGGAGACAACAUCUACUUCAAUACUGAUUUUGCAAUGAGAUACUGGAGAGAUCAGGGCGCUCCUGUGGAGAAGCUGAGGAUGGGCUUUGCAACAUAUGGAAGAACAUUGCGCCUGUCGUCAGGAACCAGUGGAGCUGGAGCUCCAGCCAGUGGUCCUGGAUCAGCUGGAAAAUACACCAGAGAGGCCGGAUUCUGGUCCUAUUAUGAGGUCUGUACUUUUCUUGAAGGAACCUCUGUGAAAUGGAUUGAUGAUCAGAAAGUUCCUUAUGCAACAAAAGGACAUGAAUGGGUGGGAUUCGAUAACAAGGAAAGCUUUGAGACUAAGGUGAACUACCUAAAGGAGAACAAGUUUGGAGGAGCUUUCGUCUGGGCUCUGGAUCUUGAUGACUUUACAGGACACUUCUGUAAGCAGGGAAAAUACCCUCUCAUUGGACAUCUCAGUACACUUCUAAAUAUAGGAUGGGCCUCCCAGCUUGCAUGCUACUUCACAAACUGGUCUCAGUACAGACCUGAUGUUGGCAAGUUCAUGCCAGAAAAUGUGGAUCCACGUCUGUGCACUCAUUUAAUUUAUGCUUUUUCCAUUAUUAAUAAGGCAAAUGAGUUGACCACUUUUGAAUGGAAUGAUGAAACUCUCUACAAAUCUUUCAAUGGACUAAAGGAAAAAAAUCCCAGCUUGAAAACUCUCUUGGCUGUCGGAGGAUGGAACUUUGGCACAGAACAGUUUAGUAUUGUGGUGUCCACAUCAGCAAACAGGCGGACGUUUAUUCAGUCCUCCAUCACAUUUCUGAGGAGACAUGGUUUUGAUGGUCUGGAUCUGGACUGGGAGUAUCCGGGUUCCCGUGGAAGUCCUCCAGAAGACAAGCAAAGGUUCACUCUGCUCUGUAAGGAGCUCUUGGAAGCUUUCGAGGCAGAGAGUGCUGCCACUGGACGCCCCAGACUCAUGCUCACUGCUGCAGUGGCUGCUGGGAAAGGAACCAUUGAUGCUGGUUAUGAAAUUGCAGAAAUCGCCAAGUAUUUGGACUUCAUUAAUGUGAUGACCUAUAACUUCCACGGCUCAUGGGAAAGUGUCACCGGGCACAACAGUCCUCUGUACCGUGGCUCUAGAGACACAGGAGACAACAUCUACUUCAAUACUGAUUUUGCAAUGAGAUACUGGAGAGAUCAGGGCGCUCCUGUGGAGAAGCUGAGGAUGGGCUUUGCAACAUAUGGAAGAACAUUGCGCCUGUCGUCAGGAACCAGUGGAGCUGGAGCUCCAGCCAGUGGUCCUGGAUCAGCUGGAAAAUACACCAAAGAGGCCGGAUUCUGGUCCUAUUAUGAGGUCUGUACUUUUCUUGAAGGAACCUCUGUGAAAUGGAUUGAUGAUCAGAAAGUUCCUUAUGCAACAAAAGGACAUGAAUGGGUGGGAUUCGAUAACAAGGAAAGCUUUGAGACUAAGGUGAACUACCUAAAGGAGAACAAGUUUGGAGGAGCUUUCGUCUGGGCUCUGGAUCUUGAUGACUUUACAGGACACUUCUGUAAGCAGGGAAAAUACCCUCUCAUUGGACAUCUCAGUACACUUCUAAAUAUAGAUUUCCCACCUGUCUCUCCAAGUACAACACAUGAGCCUGGAAAGACCACAACAACAGCAUCCACUGCUGUGUCUCAUGCCACAAGACCUCGUGUUGUCCCGACAGCUCCCUCAGAGUUCUGUGUUUCCAAAACCGACGGGUUAUACGUGAACCCAGAUGACCCUAAAACCUUCAUUCAGUGUUCUAAUGGCAGGGCCUUUGUAAUGCCUUGUCCUGAUGGGACGGUCUACAAUCUUGACUGCUUGUGCUGUGACUAGCCUAAGAAUUAAUCAGUGUUCCACUUCUGCAAAGAAAAUGUGUGGAAUUUUGCCGGUAUUGUUUUACUGUUUAUUGCAAGUAGUGGCAAAAAAAAAAGUCACUUUACUUAAGUAAAGUUCAUUUCGUCAAAUUUAACAGACACCCAAUGAUUUAAUACUACUUUCUUAAAAUUAUAUGCUACAUUUUGUUGUCUUAAGAAUGGAGCGCAGUCGGUCUAAUUUGUCUGAAUAAAACUAACCUCAUUAAGCAUUAAUUGCUUAACUGCAUUUUUUUAAAUUUACUUUUAAAGUGGCACUGCAUUAGUAACCUUGUGAAAUUUUUUUAACAUUUUAUAUACAGUGGGGCAAAAAAGUAUUUAGUCAGCCACCAAUUGUGCAAGUUCUCCCACUUAAAAAGAUGAGAGAGGCCUGUAAUUUUCAUCAUAGGUAUACCUCAACUAUGAGAGACAAAAUGAGGAAAAAAAAAAUCCAGAAAAUCACAUUGUAGGAUUUUUAAAGAAUUAAUUGGUAAAUUCCUCUGUAAAAUAAGUAUUUGGUCACCUACAAACAAGCAAGAUUUCUGGCUCUCACAGACCUGUAACUUCUUCUUUAAGAGGCUCCUCUGUCCUCCACUCGUUACCUGUAUUAAUGGCAUCUGUUUGAACUCGUUAUCAGUAUAAAAGAGACCUGUCCACAACCUCAAACAGUCCAACUCCAAACUCCACCAUGGUCAAGACCAAAGAGCUGUCAAAGGACACCAGAAACAAAAUUGUAGACCUGCACCAGGCUGGGAAGACUGAAUCUGCAAUAGGUAAGCAACUUGGUGUGAAGAAAUCAACUGUGGGAGCAAUUAUUAGAACAUGGAAGACAUACAAGACCACUGAUAAUCUCCCUCGAUCUGGGGCUCCACGCAAGAUCUCACCCCGUGGGGUCAAAAUGAUCACAAGAACUGUGAGCAAAAAUCCCAGAACCACACGGGGGGACCUAGUGAAUGACCUGCAGAGAGCUGGGACCAAAGUAACAAAGGCUACCAUCAGUAACACACUGCGCCGCCAGGGACUCAAAUCCUGCAGUGCCAGACGUGUCCCCCUGCUUAAGCCAGUACAUGUCCGGCCCGUCUGAAGUUUGCUAGAGAGCAUUUGGAUGAUCCAGAAGAGGUUUGGGAGAAUCAGAUGAAACCAAAAUAAAACUUUUUGGUAAAAACUCAACUUGUUGUGUUUGGAGGAGAAAGAAUGCUGAGUUGCAUCCAAAAAACACCAUACCUACUGUGAAGCAUGGGGGUGGAAACAUCAUGCUUUGGGGCUGUUUUUCUGCAAAGGGACCAGGACGACUGAUCCGUGUAAACGAAAGAAUGAACGGGGCCAUGUAUCGUGAGAUUUUGAGUGAAAACCUCCUUCCAUCAGCAAGGGCAUUGAAGAUGAAACGUGGCUGGGUCUUUCAGCAUGACAAUGAUCCCAAACACACCGCCCGGGCAACGAAGGAGUGGCUUCGUAAGAAGCAUUUCAAGGUCCUGGAGUGGCCUAGCCAGUCUCCAGAUCUCAACCCCAUCGAAAAUCUUUGGAAGUUCGUGUUGCCCAGCGACAGCCCCAAAACAUUACUGCUCUAGAGGAGAUCUGUAUGGAGGAAUGGGCCAAAAUGCCAGCAACAGUGUGUGAAAACCUUGUGAAGACUUACAGAAAACGUUUGACCUCUGUCAUUGCCAACAAAGGGUUAUUAACAAAGUGGGUAUAUAACAAAGUAUUGAGAUGAAAUUUUGUUAUUGACCAAAUACUUAUUUUCCACCAUAAUUUGCAAAUAAAUUCUUUAAAAAUCCUACAAUGUGAUUUUCUGGAUUUUUUUUUCUCAUUUU